Anoplopoma fimbria (sablefish) is the source of this 1272-nucleotide messenger RNA. Its product is annotated as endothelial PAS domain-containing protein 1-like. The record is from RefSeq and is a predicted model, not a curated record. The coding region runs from base 79 to 1203 and encodes 374 amino acids. Gene Ontology annotation, biological process: regulation of transcription by RNA polymerase II; cellular response to hypoxia. Gene Ontology annotation, molecular function: DNA-binding transcription factor activity, RNA polymerase II-specific; protein dimerization activity; RNA polymerase II transcription regulatory region sequence-specific DNA binding. The transcript has 9 exons. Lineage: Eukaryota; Metazoa; Chordata; Actinopteri; Perciformes; Anoplopomatidae.
AGUCCUGCUGCCUCCAUCUCUCUUUUGUUCUGAGCCAACGUUCACCAUGACACAGCAUAGAGACGCCUGUUGGACACCAUGACAGCCGACAAGGAGAAGAGAAGGGCGAUUAGCCGUGAGGCAGCCAGACGGAGGCGACGGGUGGAGUCAGAGGUGUUUGAAGAUUUGUCUCGCCUCCUGCCGCUCCAACCGUCUGCACGAGAUCACCUGGACAAGCCUUCAGUGAUCCGCCUCACCCUCAGCUACAUACGCAUGCACACACUGCUCAGAGGGGAGACUGGGACAAAAGCAGAGGCUAGUCACAUGAUCAAAUGUGGACAAGUGAUGAACGGCGGAGAGGAACGUCGCAGGUGUGACGGAGGUCGUGAGGCGGAGGAGGAGAAAGACACGGAGGAUGUGGAGGCCUUGGAGGAGACAAACCUGUACCUGAGGAUCCUGGAGGGGUUUCUGAUCGUCCUGUCCACGGAGGGAGACAUGAUCUACUUAUCUGACAACGUCAGCAAGUACAUGGGCCUGACACAGAAUGAGCUGAUGGGACACAAUAUUUUCGAGUUUACUCACCCUUGUGACCACGAAGAAAUCAGAAAUAAUCUACGUCUAACACCAGAGGAUGUUUGGUGCGGUGCAAAGAGGGACUUCAUCAUGAGGAUAAAAAGUGCUCUCACACACAGAGGAAGAAGCGCCAACCUCAAGUCUGCUACGUGGAAGGUCCUCCACUGUCAGGGCCGAGCCAAGGUGUGUGUCGCCCCGUCUUCAGUUUCCUGUCUUCUGCUGACCUGCCAGCCUCUGCCGCUCUCACACACACUCCUCAGCACACACACCUUCACCAGCCAGCACAGCAUGGACAUGAGGUUCACCUUCUGUGACCAGAGGAUUACUCUGCUUUUAGGUUACAGUACUGAGGAGCUGCUGGGCCGUUCCAUCUAUGAUCUCUGUCACACACUGGACAUUAACCAUCUGACCAAAAAUCACCUCAACUUGUGUUUUAAGAGUCAGUCCGUCAGCGGUCAGUACAGGAUGCUGGUGAGAGGUGGAGGUUACGUUUGGGUGGAGAGUCACAGUGCGGUCAUCCCCAGUGUCCGACCAUCCAAGUCCAGGCCCGGCGCCCACCAGCCGCUCUGCAUCCUCUGUGUGACCUACGUCCUCAGUGGAGUGGAGGAGCCGUCCUUGCAGCUCUCUGUGGACCAGAUGGGACACGUUUGAGCUGUAACAGUCUGCGAAACCAGCAUCCUCCAAGAAACACCAGCCGUCUUCUCUACCUCCAUCUGAGAA